AGCUUGCCAUUCAGACAGCAUGUAUUUCAACAUUACUCUAUAUAUUCUGUCUAUAUACUUCAGUGUAAUGUGUGGUCAAAUGACAACUAGUGCCACAGACACUGACUCGGACCUGUCCGCUAGACUGUCGAUGUUGGAGAGAACUAUGGGAAGAAUUCUUACCUGGAAAGACCAGGUGAACUUGACAAACAACAGAACAACUCGAGGCAUUCCUGUUUUCAACAACACACCGGUUGCCUUUUCUGCUCGGUUCAAAAAUGACCAAGGGGGUAUAAGUGUAGGAUUCAUUUUGAAGUUUGAUGUUGUAAUCACUAACCUCGGAAACCACUACAACCCGACUGAUGGAAUCUUCGUCGCACCUGUUCACGGAGUGUACAUGUUCUACUGGACCAUGCAAUGCUACUAUAGUGGAAGUACGCAUUGCGGCACCGCCCUCAAAAUAAAUAAUGUUAUGAAAGGAAGAAUACGAUCAGCAGACGCUAAUGGUGGUUAUUACCAUACUGGGUCCAACUCGGUGAUUGUAGAGGUAGCUGCAGGAAGUCAUGUAUGGAUUGAAAAUGUUGACUGGUCUAGCGUCGACAUGUACGAGUACUCAUCCUUCGGAGGAUCUCUCCUACUAAUUCUAUAGUAGUUCAAGCCGAAGUGCCCUAUAUGGAUCCAACAUAUUUUAAGAAGGCUGGGUGUUUGUGGUCAUUUCUAGACAAUAUUGAUCUCUUUUAGAAGAAAAGCUCCUUAUAAAGAUAUACAAAAAUGAUCAAAUUUAAAAAUUAAAAUACAUUAAAUUUUUCUUUGCCAAAAAUAGCUGACAGUUCAAGAUAUUAUAUCUAAAAAAUCCAGUUAUACCUGACGGUUAAUUUGUCGACACCCCCAGCCUCCUUAAAACAAAUAUUAAAAUACAAGAAACAUUUUUAAGAAAUCAAUAAUAAAUGUAAUGCCUAUCUUCUUUGUCUUUCGUAUAUAAAAAGGACGUAUUUUUUGUCUAA
Saccostrea cuccullata (small rock oyster) is the source of this 983-nucleotide messenger RNA. Its product is annotated as complement C1q-like protein 3. NCBI's taxonomy places the organism in Eukaryota, Metazoa, Mollusca, Bivalvia, Ostreida, Ostreidae. The transcript has 2 exons. Gene Ontology annotation, molecular function: protein binding. The record is from RefSeq and is a predicted model, not a curated record. The coding region runs from base 20 to 628 and encodes 202 amino acids.